CAGAAUUAAAUAUAAACAAAAUUAUUUAUCUCCUCUAGUACUUCUUCAACGCUUCUUCCCCCUCCAUUUCACAAAACAAAAUCAGCACCAGCUUCAAACAUUGAAAACAUUCGUAAACCAAUUAACGGCACACAUCAACACCUUUCACUACAAAAUAAACCUCCAUUACAAAAUACAAAUAAUAAUAUUAAUAAUUUAAUUCCUUCACCUCUUCGAGAAAUGAAACGACGACAGCCGGCAGCAACUCUUCCCUUUGUUGAUGCCCCGCAAAGGCAUGAGCUUAUGUUGUUGAGAAUGAAUGAUAUCAUUUCAAAUGGCCUUUGUAUUCCUCAUGAACAUCAACAAAAUUCCCCACAAGAACGAAGGCAAAUUAGCGCAGUUGAAUUGUGCAACAAUCUUGUCCAGUUUGCCUAUAAAUUAUCAUCUGCUAAAAGGCAUACUUUAGAAGACCCAGAACUUUAUCGAACUCGAACACAUUCCAGAACUGAAGAGAGAUUAAGAAGAAAAAUGAUUAGGAACAUGAUUAUGGAAAUGCCUGGAAAACUCGAUCACGCCUCUGUGGUUGCUUACCAAGUUGGAAGUGAAUGGCCGACUACAACUGAAAGAGAAACUGAUGAAAAAAUAAUUUUUGAAGAGUCGCCAAUAAAUAAAUUAAAAAUAGAGGAUUUGGAGAUUAAGGAGGAAAAUAGAGAGGAAAAUGUGUUUAAUAAUGCUAUUAAUCCAAAUAAACAAUCUGUUGCAGUUCAAUGUUCAUGGAGGCCCCCAACGGUGUUUAUUUUCUGA
Molecule: messenger RNA, 783 nt
Organism: Meloidogyne enterolobii
Lineage: Eukaryota; Metazoa; Nematoda; Chromadorea; Rhabditida; Meloidogynidae
Source: the annotation of a GenBank genome assembly